AUGAGCCGCCCGGGGAUGCUGGCCGGGCCCCGGAGCCCGAUCCGCACCGAGCCCUUCGGAGAGGGCUUCGCGCUGCUGGGCGGGGAGCUGGGCAGGGGCAAGUUCGCGGUGGUGAAGAAGUGCGUGGAGAAGGCGACGGGCAGAGAGUUCGCUGCCAAGUUCCUGCGGAAGCGGCGGCAGGGCGAGGACUGCCGGCCCGACAUCCUCCACGAGGUCGCGGUGCUGGAGAUGGCGGCCGCCAGCCCCCACGUCAUCGGCCUGCACGCCGUCUACGAGACGCCCCGCGAGAUCGUCCUGGUGCUCGAGUGCGCCGCCGGCGGGGAGAUCUUCCACCAGUGCGUGGCCGAGGAGGACGAAGCCUUCACCGAGAAGGACGUCGUGCGCCUGCUGCGGCAGAUCCUGAGCGGCGUGGCCUUCCUGCACCGGCACGGCGUCGUCCACCUCGACCUCAAGCCCCAGAACAUCCUGCUGACCCGCAGCAGCCCCCCGGGUGACAUCCGCAUCGUGGACUUCGGGCUCUCGCGGCGGGUGGAUGCGGUGCAGGAGGUGCGGGAGAUCCUGGGCACGCCGGAGUACGUGGCUCCAGAGGUCCUCAGCUACGAGCCCAUCAGCACGGCCACCGACAUGUGGAGCGUGGGGGUGCUGACCUACGUCAUGCUGACGGGCGAGUCGCCCUUCCUGGGGGACAGCAAGCAGGAGACGUUCCUCAACAUCGCCCAGGUGAACGUGCGGUACCCGGCCGAGCUCUUCCAGGGCAUCUCCCCGCUGGCUGUCGACUUCCUCCGCUCGCUGCUCAUCCGGGACCCCAGGGAGCGGGCGCAGGCCCAGCAGUGCCUCCAGCACCCCUGGUUGGCCCUGGGGCCGGACGCGGCCGUCGGGCUGGCAGCGUCGGAGCAGGCGGAGGAGGAUGCGGAGCCCCCAGUUGGCCCUGAAGGAGACGAGGAGCUGGUGCUGGUGGCCUCCUGCACGCUGCGCUGCCCCUGCCCGCAGCCCGGGGAGGCUGAGCCGGGGGGGAAACCGGUGCUGGCCCCCCGGGAAGUGGCCCGGGAGGUGCUGAGCUGAGGGCGGCCGUGCCACCGGGCAGCAGCAGCUCGGACAUUGGGUACGGCCAGCGGGGCUUGGCUGGGAACCGGCGUCCCGGUGAGGGCAGUGCCGGCAGCCCCAAACCGGAGGAGCCCCGGGAGUGGGCCCCGGGGGGCUCAGCACCGGGGUGCUCAGCCUGCAGCUGCU
This is a messenger RNA of Cygnus atratus (black swan), 1230 nucleotides long. Its product is annotated as serine/threonine-protein kinase 17A-like. The record is from RefSeq and is a predicted model, not a curated record. NCBI's taxonomy places the organism in Eukaryota, Metazoa, Chordata, Aves, Anseriformes, Anatidae. Gene Ontology annotation, cellular component: nucleus. The transcript has 7 exons. Gene Ontology annotation, biological process: intracellular signal transduction; protein phosphorylation; positive regulation of apoptotic process. Gene Ontology annotation, molecular function: ATP binding; protein serine/threonine kinase activity. The coding region runs from base 1 to 1062 and encodes 353 amino acids.